AUCUCAGGAUUGCAUGUAUCUCCAAUACUGUAAAGUGUGUCAGUCUUACAAGGCACCACGUUCACACCACUGUCGAAAGUGUAACAGAUGUGUAAUGAAGAUGGAUCACCAUUGUCCUUGGAUCAACAACUGUUGUGGAUACCAGAAUCAUGCAUCUUUCACUCUGUUUCUCCUCUUAGCUCCACUGGGAUGCAUUCACGCUUCUUUCAUAUUUGUUAUGACUAUGUACACUCAGCUUUACAACAGAAUAUCUUUUGGGUGGAGUUCUGUAAAGAUUGAUAUGAGUGCAGCCAAAAGAGACCCUCGACCCAUUAUUCCCUUUGGACUGUCUGCAUUUGCUGCAUCUUUAUUUGCCUUAGGACUGGCAUUAGGAACAACUAUUGCCGUUGGCAUGCUGUUUAUUAUCCAGAUGAAAGUCAUUUUGACAAAUAAAACUUCAAUCGAGUCCUGGAUUGAAGAAAAGGCCAAAGACAGAAUCCAGUACUACCAAACGGGUGAGACCUUUGUUUUUCCCUAUGACAUGGGGAGUAAAUGGAAGAACUUCAAGCAAGUGUUUACGUGGUCUGGGAUUCCUGAGGGAGACGGCCUGGAUUGGCCAGUAAGAGAUGGCUGUCAUCAAUACAGUUUAACGAUAGAGCAACUGAAACAGAAAGCAGACAAGCGAGUAAGAAGUGUGCGGUAUCGAGCCUUAGAAGAUUACAGUGGUGUCUGCUGUCCUGUGACUAAAGGUGUUAAAACAUUCUUCACAACACCAUGCACUGAAGAACCUAGAAUUGCACUGAGUAAAGGGGAUCUGAUUUUAGCCACAAGAGGCUUAAAACACUGGAUGUAUGGUGAGAAGAUUCUCGACUCAGCUGCUGAUGGUGGAAUAAGAGAACGAGGCUGGUUCCCUAGGAAAUGCGUGGAAAAAUGCCAAUAUGACUCUGAAACGGAUCAACCCGUGGAUGGAGAGAAGAAAAACAGAUAGCCUUCUCAUUUUUUAAAUGGAAUUUUUACUUCAGAGCAUAAUCCUUUACUUGAAAUUUUUCUGUGUAUUACUUUAGACUUAUGCAAUGAAUAUGUUAGGACAAGGUUUUCUUCUUGCAGCUGAAAGGGUUGGAUAUGCCCGUGCCAUUGUUUGCAUACUUUUUUUAACAAUAAAUAAUUGAAGAAGCCAUUCAGUGGAUUGCCUUCAAGAUGCGUCUUUUUCAUCCCGAGUCAGGUUUUUUUUUCUUUUUGCUGUUUAAAUUGCAUUCUGAGGUUUCACAUCUUAGUUUUUUUCUCCUCAAUUGCAUCUGAUUGUGAUGCGUGCUGCUUAUCUUUUGUAUUUUACUUUCUCUGAAGCUGCCCCUGAAAACUAUAAAGUAAACAUCUGAUUCAAAUUCAAGAUAAGAUUUGUUACCUGUGACUUUCAAUGAUGUGAAUUGUCCACCUCAAAUAAAUGAUACAUUCAUAUUC
This is a messenger RNA of Tauraco erythrolophus (red-crested turaco), 1437 nucleotides long. The record is from RefSeq and is a predicted model, not a curated record. NCBI's taxonomy places the organism in Eukaryota, Metazoa, Chordata, Aves, Musophagiformes, Musophagidae.